UAUUAAUAUGUUAGUAUUAAUACUAUUACCAUCUUAUUGCAAUAUCGUGGAAACUAACUUUUCUAUCUUCUAUUGAGUUUGCAAAGUAUUCCAGGUCUUAACUGGGUAAUUUAUUACAAUAUAGUAUUCUUUCUAGAGGUAGACUGUGCUAUGACUUGUAGCAUGGAGAGAUGGACUUGAAAAUUAUCUAAAAUCAAAUGAUUAUGUUUGUAUAUGUUCUAUGAUUUUUAGGGAACUAUAGUAAUUACAUAUACUCAGUUUCAUAUCUGUAUCACUUAGCUUCCAGAGCAGUCUCCCAUUUUCUUUAGUAAUUUUAGCAAUUGAAUUGCUGCCUCUUGCCCACUGCUGUCAUGCUCAGUGGUGCUGGUGACUUUUCUAACACCCUUGACCUUGAACCUCUUAAUGCGAGUGAACACUUUCAUCCUGCUUCAGUCAUAUAUUUCACAGCCACAACUUGCACCUGAACAUCAUUAGGAACCAACCUCUCUAGCUUCAAGAUCUCAAACUUCAAAAUCAGUCUCCCAAUCCCUUAUAACCCAAGUCCUUAAUCCUCACUCUCCCAUGCAAGUUGUGAAUAUUUUUGCUUUAAAAUGUUAUCAGAGUGGCUCAAACCUGUAAUGGAGUACGAGGUCAGGAAUUUGAGACCAGCCUGACCAACAUGGAGAAACCCCAUCUCUACUAAAAAUACAAAAUUUGCCAGGCAUGGAGGUACAGGCCUGUAAUCCCAGCUACUCGGGAAGCUGAAGCAAGAAAAUCACUUGAACCGGAGAGGCAGAGGUUGCAGUGAGCUGAGAUCAUACCACUGCACUCUAGCCUGGGCGACAGAGUGAAACUCGGUCUCAAUUUUAAAAAAAUGUUACUGGGGCUGGGUGUGGUGCCUCAUGCCUAUAGUCCCAGCACUUUGGGAGGCUGAGGUGGGAGGAUAACUUGAGCCCAGGAGUUUGAGACCUACCUGGGCAAAAGAGGGAGACCUCAUCUCUAUUUAAAAAAAAAUUUAGGUCGGGCACGGUGGCUCACGCCUGUAAUCUCAACACUGGGAGGCCGAGGUGGGUGGAUCACGAGGUCAAGAGAUCGAGACCAUCCUGGUCAACAUGGUGAAACCCUGUCUCUACUAAAAUACAAAAAAAUAGCUGGGUAUGGUGGCGCAUGCCUAUAAUCCCACCUACUCCGGAGGCUGAGGCAGGAGAAUUGCCUGAACCCAGGAGGCGGAGGUUGCGGUGAACCGAGAUCGUGCCAUUGCACUCCAGCCUGGGUAACGAGCAAAAUUCCCAUCUCAAAAAAAAAAAAAAAAAUUUAAUUGGCAGGGUAUGAUUGUAGUGCCAGCUACUUGGAAGGCUGUGUGGUAGGAUUGCUUUAACCCAAGAAUUCCAGGCUACAGUGAUUGCACCACUGCACUCAGACCCUUUCUCUAAAAAAUAAAACUUAAAUCACUCACUUAUUCAAAAAAUACACAGUGAGGCCAGGCUCAGUACUCACACUUAUAAUCCCAGCACUUUGGCAGGCUGAGAUGGGAGAAUUGUUUGAGUCCAGGACCAAACAGUUGAGACCAGCCUGGGCAACAUAGUAAGAGCUAGGUCUCUACAAAAAAAAUUAAAAAUUAGCCAGGUGUAAUGGUGUGUGCUUGUAGUCCCAGCUAUUCAGGAGGCUGAGGUGAAAGUAUUGCUUGAACCUAAGAGGUUGAGGCUGCAGCGAGCUAUGAUCACACCACUGCACUCACCUCAUUUAAAAAAAAAAUGUGCAGUGACUCCCAUUUCCAAUUCAAAGAGCUCUUAUGAAUGUCUCAAUACUUGUCUAGCAUAUGUGGAUGUUUCUGGACUCAAAGUGGUCACCAUAGGUGGGAGAUCAAGUUGGCAACAAUAGUUUUCCAAGGUUAUACACCUGUAUCUCAGACAAAUUGAAGUAUAACCAUCUCAGAGGUUGUUUGUUUUUGUUUUGUUUUGUUUUGUUUUGAGAUACAGUGUCCCUCUGUUGCCCAAACUGGAGCGCAGUGGCUCAGUCUUGGCUCACUGUAACCUCUGCCUCCCAGGUUCAAGUGAUUCUCCUGCCUCAGCCUCCCGAGUAGCUGGGACUACAGGCACAUGCCACCAUGGCUGGCUAAUUUUUUGUAUUUUUAGUAGAGAUGGGGUUUCGCUGUGUUAACCAGGAUGGUCUCGAUCCCCUGACCUCGUGAUCUGCCCACCUCGGCCUCCCAAAGUGCUGAGAUUACAGCCAUGAGCCACUGCACCCAGCCAUCUCAGAGGUUCUUAAAGCAUGUUCCAGGAACCCCUAGGUAAAAUGUCUUACUGCUCAUUAGGUGAUUAUUGACCAAAUAGUUGAGUGGAAAUACUGGCCAGGCGCAGUAGCUCACGCCUGUAAUCCUAGCACUUUGGGAGACCGAGGCAGGUGGAUCACUUGAGGGCAGGAGUUUGAGACCAGCCUGACCAACAUGGUGAAACCCUGUCUCUACUAAAAAUACAAAAAUUAGCUGGGCAUAGUGGCGCAUGCCUGUAAUCCCAGCUCCUUGAGAGGCUGAGGCAGGGAGAAUCGCUUGAACUUGGGAGGCAGAGGUUGCAGGGAGCCGAGAUCACACCACUGCACUCCAGCCUGGGCAACAAAGUGAGAGCCUGUCUCUAAAAAUAAAAAAGAAUGUAGGAGGGACAGUCAGAGGAGAUGUGACAAUGGAUAGAGAGAUCAAAGUGAUACAAUUGCAGUCUUAGGAUAUAAGGAAGUCAUGAGCCAAGAAAUAAAGCUUCUAGAAACUGGAAAAAGCAAGGAAAAGAAUUCUCUAGAGCCUCCGGAAGGAACACAGCCCUUUGGUUUGAUUUUACUUUGAUUCUAGUGAAAUCUGUUUUGGACUUCUGACCUACAGAACUCGGCCGCCGUAGACGAGGUUUGCAAGAUGGCUGCCUGCGCUUUUGCUGGUGCGGUGAAAACGGCUUCAGGAAUCCUACGGCCCCUAAAUAUUUUGGCAUCUUCAACCUAUCGAAAUUGUGUCAAGAAUGCCUCUCUUAUUUCUGCAUUGUCCACUGGACGUUUUGGUCACAUUCAGACAUCAGUUGUUUCCUCCACUUCCAGACUUAUCACAUCUGAGAAAAACCUGACAUGUGGGCGUACUUCAGUGACCCUUAAUAGAGUGGCCCCCUUGCUUCCAAGUGUCCUGAAGCUACCAGUCAGAUCUCUAACAUACUUCAGUACACGAAAAGGCAAGAGAAAGACUGUGAAAGCUGUCAUCUACAGGUUUCUUCGACUUCAUUGUGGACUUUGGGUGAGAAGAAAGAGUGUCACUCCAUCGCCCAGGCUGGAGUGCAGUGGUACAAUCUCAGCUCACUGCAACCUCUUACUCCUGGAUUCAAGCAAUUAUUUUGCCUCAGCCUCCCAAGUAGCUGGGAUUACAGAUGGGAGUUUUGCUCUUGUUGCCCAGGCCAGAGUACAAUGGUGUGAUCUCAGCUCACCGCAACCUCCGCCUCCCAGGACCAACCUUUCUCCAUGUUGGUCAGGCUGGUCUCCAACUCUAGACCUCAGAAAAAUACUUCCUGGGGCCGGGCGCAGUGGCUCAAGCCUGUAAUCCCAGCACUUUGGGAGGCCGAGGCGGGUGGAUCACGAGGUCAAGAGAUCGAGAGCAUCCUAGUCAACAUGGUGAAACCCCGUCUCUACUAAAAAUACAAAAAAUUAGCUGGGCAUGGUGGUGCAUGCCUGUAAUCCUAGCUAUUCAGGAGGCCGAGGCAGGAGAAUUGCCUGAACCCAGGAGGCGGAGGUUGUGGUGAGCCGAGAUCAUGCCAUUGCACUCCAGCCUGGGUAACAAGAGCAAAACUCCGUCUCAAAAAAAAAAAAAAAAAAAAAGAAAA
Messenger RNA from Callithrix jacchus (white-tufted-ear marmoset), 3824 nucleotides. The record is from RefSeq and is a predicted model, not a curated record. NCBI's taxonomy places the organism in Eukaryota, Metazoa, Chordata, Mammalia, Primates, Cebidae.